Psammomys obesus (fat sand rat) is the source of this 5472-nucleotide messenger RNA. RefSeq names its product solute carrier family 30 member 4 (gene Slc30a4). Gene Ontology annotation, cellular component: plasma membrane. The coding region runs from base 246 to 1538 and encodes 430 amino acids. The transcript has 7 exons. The record is from RefSeq and is a predicted model, not a curated record. Gene Ontology annotation, biological process: response to zinc ion; zinc ion transmembrane transport. Gene Ontology annotation, molecular function: zinc ion transmembrane transporter activity. Lineage: Eukaryota; Metazoa; Chordata; Mammalia; Rodentia; Muridae.
GGCUGGAGCUCGGCCUCAGGUCCCUGGCCCGGGACGCAGCAGCGCGAGCCGCCCGGGCGGGGAUGCUCGGCGGCGGCGGCCCGCGGGGAGCCGGAGCGCCGCCGGGUCCGGAGGUGGCGCGCGAUCGGGGCGCGGCGAGGAGCGGAGCGGGGCUCGUUCUCCUGAGGAUGAGCCGGGAGGCGCGGCGCAGCCCCGGGGAGCCCGAGCGCCGCUGAAGGCAGAGCCGCCGGCCGCCCUCCGCUGCCAUGGCCGGCCCCGGCGCCUGGAAGCGCCUCAAAUCCCUGCUGAGGAAGGACGACGCGCCGCUGUUCCUGAAUGACACCAGCGCCUUCGACUUCUCGGACGAGGUGAGCGACGAGGGGUUCUCGCGCUUCAACAAACUCCGGGUCGUGGUGGCCGACGAUGACUCGGAAGCCCCGGAGAGGCCUGCGAACGGGGCGCACCCGGCGCUCCAGGCCGACGACGACUCCCUGUUGGACCAGGACUUACCUUUAACCAACAGUCAGCUGAGUUUGAAGAUGGACCCCUGUGACAACUGCAGCAGGCGGCGCGAGCUGCUGAGGCAGAGGAAGGUGAAGACCAGGCUGACCGUGGCUGCCGUCCUGUACUUGCUCUUCAUGAUCGGAGAGCUCGUAGGUGGAUACAUUGCAAAUAGUCUAGCAAUUAUGACAGAUGCACUUCAUAUGCUAACCGACCUCAGUGCUAUCAUACUCACUCUGCUUGCUUUGUGGCUGUCCUCAAAGUCACCAACCAGAAGAUUCACCUUUGGAUUUCAUCGCCUAGAGGUGUUGUCGGCCAUGGUCAGUGUGAUGCUGGUUUAUGUACUCAUGGGAUUCCUCUUAUAUGAAGCUGUGCAGAGAACCAUCCAUAUGAACUAUGAAAUAAAUGGCGACAUCAUGCUCAUCACUGCAGCUGUUGGAGUUGCAGUUAAUAUAAUAAUGGGGUUUCUGUUGAACCAGUCUGGUCACCACCAUUCCCACUCUCAUUCCCACUCCUUGCCUUCAAAUUCCCCAACCAUGGCAUCUAGUGGACACAGCCAUGGGCAGGACAGCUUGGCAGUGAGAGCUGCGUUUGUACAUGCCCUGGGGGAUUUGGUACAGAGUGUUGGUGUGCUUAUAGCUGCAUACAUCAUACGAUUCAAGCCAGAAUACAAGAUUGCUGAUCCCAUCUGUACAUACAUAUUUUCAUUACUUGUGGCUUUUACAACAUUUCGAAUCAUAUGGGACACAGUAGUGAUAAUACUGGAAGGUGUACCAAGCCAUUUGAAUGUAGAUUAUAUCAGAGAGUCGUUGAUGAAAAUAGAAGACGUAUAUUCUGUGGAAGAUUUGAAUGUCUGGUCUCUUACUUCCGGAAAAUCCACUGCCAUUGUUCACAUGCAGCUAAUUCCUGGAAGUUCAUCAAAAUGGGAAGAAGUACAGUCCAAAGCUAAGCAUUUGUUACUGAACACAUUUGGCAUGUAUAGAUGUACUAUUCAGCUCCAGAGUUACAGACAAGAAGUGAACAGAACUUGUGCAAAUUGUCAGAGCGCCAGUACUUGAUUCUGUGUACUUGGGGUCCACAGCCUUAUUUAUCCUGCAGUCACAGGCUUGAGAGCAAUAAAUGCAAACAUGCAGAGUUCCUGACAGCUGUGUCCAUGUCAAGCACCAAUCUCUCAAAAAACAGUCACUCCAGUCUGACUGAUAUCUGCAUGAUUUUCAGACAGAGUUCCAAAGUACUGUUUACAGAGUGAGCUGUAACUCUACAGAUACCUCAUAGAAGACAAUCCAAGACGAUACUUCAUCCAUUUGACAGAGUACACAAAAUGUACAGGAAGACUCAGAAUUCAGUAUUUGCAUCUAAAACUACUUUUUUUCAGGCCUUUUAUAAAGACGUCAGUGCUAGCAAACUCAGUGUUGAAUUGUUCAGGAUUUUUGUCUCUGUGUAAUCUUGACAUCCAGUUUCUGGAAUUGUGUUCUCUUUUUAUAAAAAAUUAGCCCUCAACAGAAUUCAGAAAGUAAUAAUAUCCAGAAAACGGAAUAAGCAUGUAUUCCUAAGUGUUUCCGAACUGUUUUAUUUCACAAAUAACUCUUAAUGUUAUUAUUGAAGUCAUACUUUAUAAGCAGAUUUUCCAGAUAUUACUAGGCUUUGAACCUCAAUGUUUUUGAUUAUUUGUAAUAUUGUUAGAAAUAUUCACAUAAUGUCACUGUCCUUAAGUUAUUUAGGAAAUUUUAAUACAAUUAAGAAUGAGUUAGAUUUAACCUCAAAUUACUUUACCAUAUGAUCUAAAACAGAGAAGCAAAUGGUAGAGUAUGGAGUUUUGGAUUUCUGUUUUCCCUGAAGAUCACUCCUGUGUUUUGUGUAGAAUUGUCUUAAAAACAGUAAGAGACAACAAAGUUUCAAUGGUUACCCAUUGUCCUUUUCAGAACUGCCAACGUUUGCUAGUAACUGUUUGCUUACUAUGUUGUUCUCAUGUGUACACCAGGCAGUCUACAUGCGUCUUUCAGAGCAGCUAUGGAAGGCUAAGGCCGAGUUUAUUACUGCCUACCGCGUGGAGUACCCUUGUUACUCCAGAGAGAAUUUCUUUUCUAUGGAAUAAGCGAGGGGUUCUCCAUGGAUUACAAAAACCCCCAGGACAGUCUUCAAGUUUUACCGUAGUGCCAGAGCAGAAAGAUGCAGAGGAGUUGGGUGGAGAAAGUUCUCUGGGGAAACAAAAAGUAAAGCAUUUUUGGUUGUUGUUUUUACCAUGUGUGCACAAAAGAACUGAAAUGAGGAUGGACAUUAUUUGGUCGUUAAAGCUGUGUCUGGGGAAGCAGUGUAAGUAUUUCCCAUCUCAAGGGAACAGAGUUGGCAGCAGUUGUGUUAGAGACAGCCAUGAGUAUCCAUAUUUCAUUCCCAGCAGUUGCUUUGAUUUCAAUGUAAACACUUUAAGUGGUUCCUGGCUCCCCUGAGAAUCCAAGUAGAGUAACAAUGUCCCAAACAAGUUGUGAAUUGAAAUCCUAGGAAUCCAAAUGAUGUGUAAAUGAAGAGAGGGAAGUGGAUUUUAUCUUCUUAUUGCAGACUUUCCCUGUGUGUAAAACUGAAAGAAGAAAAUCUGGAUUUACCCAAAAGAUUGUUGGGAAUUGAUAGGAUCAAAAACCAGCUAAUGUUACCUAAUAAAACUAAGUGGAUGUUUGUUGAAUUCAAAAUUUACUUUGAAAAAAAGUUUACUUCCUCAAAUUUUUAUUGUGAGGCCAUUUAAAAUUGUAAGUAUUUGAAUUUCAAAAUUUUUUAGAAUAUCAACUAAAAAAAAUUAAAAAUAAACAAGAAUAAGCAUAUGAGUAAAUGACUGGCAUUUAGGUGGCUGCCUGAGCAUCUGUGGCCUUAAGUAUCUAGGAAAGAAAGAGAAAAUGUGUAUUUUAUAUUUAAUAUUUCCCAUGUCAUUUGCACUCAUUUCUUGUAAACAUCCAUUUACCAUAAUGUGUGCAUAUCUGGAUUUUCAUACUGACUUGUUUCUUAAGUUAUUUGGUAAAACAGCCUAAAAAUCAAUUUGAAUAUAGAAAAACGUUUUCAUAAAAUACAGAAACACUGAAAAAACUUCUGUUAAUCUUAGCUAUCAUAUUCUGCUCCAAGUGGGCAUACUUGAAGGCUGUGCUUUAGUUUUGUAGCAAGAGCUAGGCUUUAUACUUUACUGGGUUCACAAGAUAGAGAACUGGUAGACUUUACUUUUUAACUUGUCAAAACCCAUAGAUGAGGUCAUUAACACAACUGUGAGGUCUGACCUGUCUUUUACCUGUUGAACCACAAUGCACAGUGGUGCGACUUAGCUAGCUGGGAGCUCUUUGCUCUGAGAAAAGCAGGAUGCCGUGCUGAUCUUGCACUGAGACACACCACAACACGAAAGGUUGGCAAUUCUCCAACUUUGGAAUAGCCUAAGGGAGUAUUUGCAGAUAAUCAGUUACUGUGGACAUUAACCUGUGUGUCACAACUCAAGCCCUUUGCAGUCUUUUGUUUUAGGAAGACUGUCUGAGUGACAGUCUUGCUGCCUUAAGAAACAUACCGAGAAUGCAGUUGCAAAAGAUGUAAUUGAUAGACAGAACCUGAAGCUAUUGUAAUUCUUAUGUACAGCUAUGUUAACUUUCCACAGCUAUAGCUCUUAAUGUGAACACAGAUUUUCACAUUCACAGCUCGUCUCAGCAUUGUUUACCAGGUCCCUGGAUUUCUUGGUUGACUGUUUCUUUUCAUUUUGGGGUAGGGUUUUUCUUUCCUGUCUGACAUGUUUCCCGAUUAUAUGAUGCUCAGUAUUCUGUCUUAAGCCCAGGUGGUGUCUGUGUUUGUCUUCAGGAAAUCCUUUCCCAGAGUGGACACAGUGAAGAACAGAUAGAUAGAAGAGCUUCUCUCUCAUUUUGAAGAAAGAAUUGUCAGCCAAUAGUUAGAAAUACGUUUCCAGGUGAGAACAGCUUUUAAACAGUAGAUCAUCUCCUGUCCAGGAUGUCUGCAUGUGAGCUUAGGAAAGAGUGUGGGAUAGAAAUAGACUGAGCAGCCACUGUGAAAAAUUUUGAGUUUCUCAAAAUGCAGGUCAGCACUCUUGGAGAUUUUGGUCCUGAAGCAUACAUCAGCUACACCUGGCUUUAUGUAUUUAUGAUCAUUGUCUCAUCGUCAUAUGUUCUUAUAGAAUCUGAAUCCUUUUGAAGUACAGUUCUAGGCAGAAUGUGCCUCCAGAAUGUGCCCCUAUAUACAAUACCAUUUGAUUCAGUUCAUCUUUGAACCAUGCUUAGUUAUAAAUGAACAGUGACAUCUCACUACUGUGUUGAGGGGAAACAAGUCUGAUCUCUAGGUAAUUGGCUUAAUAUCUCUGUAGCCAGAAGACCAUUUGCAAACUCUAACUCCAACUCCAACUCCGUCAAUUGGAUCCUAUGGGCCAAGGCUUCAGAUUUGAUUUUGCAGUUAGAUAUAUUUGUGAUAUCAGUGGGAGCAUGCAAACUGGAGAAAAGAAAUUGUGGGAAUUCCUCAGUAUUAUGUGUCUCAAUUUAGGCAAGCCAAUUCUUGGUUACAAAAGCUUUGUUGGUGACCAGCAGUCAUUUUCUGAUUUUUUUUUUAUUAAGAUUGGUAAAUAUUUAUGGAGACUUUGCCAGCUAAAUGCAUGACAGUGUCAAUUUAAAUAGUGCAAUCAAGAAUAUCCUGAAAUAAAUGCAACCCAAAGUUGAAAUGUGCCAGGAUGCCCCUUUUCUACCCAGAAGAUACCUUGUAUUUGGAAAGUGUCUGCCUCUCUAAAUAAAUAUUGAUUAAAUAAGCCAUAUCACAGUUUAAGAAAUUGUAUAUACUUUCCUGUAUGCCCCUCCAAAAACCAAGUAUUUUGCAUAUGAUUGAUUUUAGAAAGAUUUUGAAGCUGGGGUUUAUCUGUGUAAUGAAGAUCAGAUUCUUUGUAUAUGUACUGUAUUCGCAAUUUUCAAAUGAGAUUUCCUAUAUGAUUAUUAAAUAAAGUGUUGUUUUGCCUCGUGGUUUAUUAACUUAAAA